UUCUCUCUAGUUUUCUUUAGCAGCCUUUUGUUUCUUCAGAUCUAUUGCCCACCCAUUCAUUCCCUCUUUCUAUUAUUGGACUCUUGUGCUUGUUUCAUUUGAGUGAGAAGAUAUGAGUAAAGAAGAGUUCUUGAAGAUCCAGACUUGUGUUCUAAAAGUGAACAUACACUGCGAUGGAUGUAAACAGAAAGUGAAGAAAAUCUUGCAGAAAAUUGAUGGAGUUUUCACUACCAGCAUAGAUUCAGAACAAGGGAAGGUAACCGUUUCAGGUAAUGUAGACCCAGCAGUGCUCAUAAAGAAGCUUGCAAAGUCAGGCAAACAUGCUGAGCUAUGGGGAGCCCAAAAGACUAACAACAACCAGAAUCAUAUGGCCAAUCAUUUCAAGAACAUGCAAAUUGAUAGUGGCAAAGGUGGCAACAACAACAACAACAACAACAACAACAACAACAACAACAACAACAACAACAACAAAGGCCAAAAGGGCAACAACAACAACAUCCAACCUAAAGGUGGCCAACCAAACCAGAACCAACAACAGCAACUCCAACAGAUGCAUCAGAUGCUGCAACAACAGCAACAGAUUAAAGCUAUGCAAGAUCUGAAUAAUAAGAUGGCUCAAUUGAAAGACAUGAAAAUGCCUCCUAAUAACAACCAGAAUCAGAACCAGAAAGCUGUGAAGUUUGCUCCCCAGCCUGAGGAUGAGGAUUUAAGUGAUGAUGAUUAUGAUGACGACUACGAUGAUGAUGAUUUUGAUGAUGAAGAUUUUGAUGAGUUGGAUGAUCCUCAACAUCCAUUUAAUAAGAUGAAACCCGUCAUGCCUAAUGGUAACAUGAUGAAUGGCAUGCAUCCGCAACUUAUGAAUGUUCAAAAGGGUGUUCCAAAUGGAGGUGGUAAUGGCAAGAAGCCUGGUGGUGGCGGCGCCAAUGGUAAUGGACCUGUGCCUGUUCAAGUAAAUAUGGGUGGUGCAAAUGGAAAUGGUGGUAAGAAAGGUGUUGGUGGAGGUGGUAAUAAUAAUAAUAAUAAUGGAGGAAAUCAAAAUCAAGGUGGCAAAAAUGGUGGUGGAAAACCACAAGAUGGCAAAAAUGUGAACAAUGGCGGUGGUGGCAAUAACAAGAAUGGUAACAAUGGUGGUGGUGGUGGUGGAGGAAAUGGUAAUAAUAUGCAAAUGAAUGGGGGCAAAAAGGGAAAUAAUGGUGGAGGUGGUGGUGGUGGUGGUGCUGCUGUUAAUGACGCACUUGGGAAGAUGGUUGGACCCCAUGGCCCCAUGGGUCCAAUGGGAAACCUGAACAUGCCCAUGGGUCAAAUGGGCAACAUGCCCAUGGGCCAAAUGGGUAACAUUCCUGCAGUUCAAGGACUACCAGCGGGUGCUGCCAUGGGCGGUGGCGGCCCCGGCGCUGGUGGUAAUGGGUAUUUUCAAGGUGCCGGACCGGAUCUGAUGCCCGGUAAUCCAUACCACCACCAGCAGCAGCAGCAGCAGUACUUGCAAGCAAUAAUGAACCAACAGAGAGCAAUGGGUAAUGAGAGGUUUCAACCCAUGAUGUAUGCUAGGCCCCCGCCAGCAGUCAAUUACAUGCCCCCAUACCCAUACUCUUACGCGCCACCACCACAUCAAGGUUCUGACCCGUAUACCAACUUCUUCAGUGAUGAGAACACCUCAAGUUGCAAUGUGAUGUGAAGGUUUCUUUUUUCUUUUAAUUUUGCAUGGAACUUGAUGCUAGCUACUAGAAGUUUGCUUAGCUUGUGGUGGUUCAGUUAUAGAGUUCAUGGGGACUUGAUGCCAUAAUAUACAUGGAAAUGGGUUUUCUUUCUUAA
Messenger RNA from Ricinus communis (castor bean), 1812 nucleotides. RefSeq names its product heavy metal-associated isoprenylated plant protein 32. The record is from RefSeq and is a predicted model, not a curated record. The transcript is spliced from 3 exons. Gene Ontology annotation, molecular function: metal ion binding. Bases 113 to 1675 code for a protein of 520 amino acids. Lineage: Eukaryota; Viridiplantae; Streptophyta; Magnoliopsida; Malpighiales; Euphorbiaceae.